CCAAACAUAGCUAACAGCUAGAAGCCUAACAGGGGUCUGCCUGUCUAUAAACCAGUGCGUGUCUCGGAGACACAGGACCUUCGCUGUUGUCGUUCAGCUUCGAUCUGCUAAGAUGACAGAGCUGAGGCACCGUGGAGCCAGAGACACCGACCCGACGUUACAGAACCAGGCAUCGGAGGACAAGGGUUCAGACAGUGAGCUGAAGGCGGAGAAGGAUGGCGUGUCUGACACUGAGUCUAAGGUGGACUCGGGGGUCCCAGAGGUGCCUGUCCCUCCUGAUGACACCCCCGAGGUGCUAAACAAGGCCCUGUCUGGACUCUCCUCAAGAUGGAAGAACUGGUGGGUUCGUGGGAUUCUAACACUAGCCAUGAUUUCCUUCUUCUUUUUCAUCAUCUAUUUGGGGCCCAUGGUGUUAAUGAUGAUCGUCCUUUGCGUUCAGAUUAAGUGCUUCCAUGAGAUCAUCACCAUUGGCUACAGUGUGUACCACUCCUACCACCUGCCCUGGUUCAGAACGCUGAGCUGGUACUUCCUGCUGUGUGUGAACUACUUCUUUUAUGGUGAAACGGUGACUGAUUACUUCUUUACACUGGUACAAAGGGAGGAGCCACUUCGCAUCCUCAGCAAAUAUCACCGCUUCAUCUCCUUCGCCCUAUACCUCACAGGUUUCUGCAUGUUUGUUCUCAGCUUGGUGAAGAAGCAUUACCGCCUUCAGUUCUACAUGUUUGGUUGGACUCAUGUGACUCUGCUGAUUGUUGUGACUCAGUCCCACCUCAUCAUCCACAACCUGUUUGAGGGAAUGAUCUGGUUCAUUGUGCCAAUUUCCUGUGUGAUCUGUAAUGACAUAAUGGCCUACAUGUUUGGCUUCUUUUUCGGCCGCACCCCCCUUAUCAAGCUCUCGCCUAAAAAGACAUGGGAGGGUUUCAUCGGUGGGUUCUUCGCCACCAUCGUGUUUUGCGUCAUGCUCUCCUAUGUGAUGGCAGGCUACCGCUACUUUGUGUGUCCUGUGGAGUUCAAUAAUGACUCCAACAGCUUCCAGGUGGACUGUGAGCCCUCGGAGCUCUUCCAGCUCCAGGACUACGCCCUGCCCAGCAUCUUGGAGUCUGUCACUGGAUGGACCACAGUGCGUCUCUAUCCGUUCCAGAUCCACAGCAUUGCUCUGUCUUCGUUUGCCUCCAUUGUGGGACCCUUUGGAGGUUUCUUUGCGAGCGGCUUCAAGAGAGCCUUCAAAAUCAAGGAUUUUGCCAACACUAUCCCAGGUCACGGUGGCAUCAUGGAUCGAUUUGACUGCCAGUAUCUGAUGGCCACAUUUGUUAAUGUGUACAUUGCGAGCUUCAUCAGGGGCCCCAACCCCACCAAAGUGAUCCAGCAGCUCCUGGCCCUGCGUGCAGACCAGCAGCUCCACAUCUUCAACUCCCUGAAGGCUCACCUGAUUGAGAAAGGCCUGCUGCCGGCGCUGGAGGAGGCCGCUGCCUAGAACCAGCCACACCCAUAAGCGGCCCACCCUAAAAGGGGGAAAGCAGAGAGGAGGGCAGCACCCGGAGACCCUCUGUGGGGCCCCGGAGCUCUGGGAGACUCGCAGUGCUUUGUGUGAGCGAGAACACAUCUAAGAUUAAAAAAAAAAAAAAAAAAAAAUCCACAAAAAACUCUAGCCUUGGGUCAUUCCAUUUCAUCUGGAUAUGACAUGACGUGUUUGUGUUCAUACAGUAUGUGAAUUAUUUUCCUCCACCAGUGUUUUCAGGUUGGGUUAGUGAGUUUUACUGUACUUUUACACAUUUACAUUCUAAACAGCCUCUAUCUAGUCACACUUGAACAAAAUGUCAGUCGGCUGUACAUUUCUACCUGUAUACAGGAUAUCCUCUAUAUACCUAAUAAUGUGUGUUAAUAUUUUACUGUACAUUUUUUUUAAUGCACUGCUCUCCACCCUCACUGUACUGUUACCCUGGCUGUGCCCUGCCCCUGUUACUUUUUAUGUUCUUUAUUGUGAUUGUUUCUAUUUAUACAUAGAUGGUUUUUAUAUUUGGUAUGUUCUAUUAUAUCUUGAUGAUGUUGUAUCCGUGUCCGUUUUUCAGACAGAAUUUACUUUUGCCAUCAUGCAUUCAGGUUUGUGUCUGCGUGUUUUCACUGCCACUCAUUGUGUCCAAGCCUUUUGUGCUCAGCCAAAUCUCUGACGUUACGCUGACAUAUUGUAUAUCUCAAGAUGCUAAAUUACCCGGAAGGAUCAUCUGUUAAAUACAGCAUUCAGACAGGGAGUUGGAUUAUUUCCAUACGGUUUAAUUAAACUCCCAGAGCCACCAGCAGCCCUUCCAGUGUAAAGACGCUGUUUCUUUUCAUGUGGUGAAAGCAGGAGGGUCUCACUGAUAAAAA
Molecule: messenger RNA, 2364 nt
Organism: Sphaeramia orbicularis (orbiculate cardinalfish)
Lineage: Eukaryota; Metazoa; Chordata; Actinopteri; Kurtiformes; Apogonidae
Gene: cds2
Product: CDP-diacylglycerol synthase (phosphatidate cytidylyltransferase) 2
Exons: 13
Coding region: 113-1474 (453 amino acids)
Cellular component (GO): endoplasmic reticulum membrane
Molecular function (GO): phosphatidate cytidylyltransferase activity
Source: RefSeq, a predicted model, not a curated record